ACACUCAGUCGUGGCGAGAAUCUGGCGAGUGUGGUUGCGUUUUAAGCCGAAAGCGCGCCCAAAUAGAAUUUAAUUCUGCCCAAAAGCCUGGUGUGAGAAAAUAUUACAAAAAAAUCAAAUAAAUAAGAGAAAAACAACUAAAAGUGUAAUAAUCGUUUCUCCAGCCAAGAUAGAAUUUGUUUCAAAGUGCAACAAUAACAAGAAGCAAUUAAAAAAGCGGCAAACAUUGCACCGCAAUUUGAGAAAAUUAACAAAGCCAGUUCGUGAAGCUCUGUACGCCGCAGGAUAUCCUGAAAUCCAAACGUUGGAAAAAAUCCAAUACAGAUAUAUGUGUAUAUGUAUUAUGUAUGUGCGUGUGCCUGUGGUGGUGCAAUAUUUGUGAGCGCCAAAAAAACCGAAGAGACGAAGCCGCGCAGUCGAAUAAAUCUCUCGUCUCUCCGUUUCGCAUUUCGCCUUUCGUAAUUCGCAUUUCGUCCUUCGCCAUCGCGUUUCGUCGCUUUCUCCAUCUCGAAAGUCGCGUAGUAAAAAGUGUCGGCACAACGCUGCACCUCGUUGCGCCACCCACCCGUCAUCCGCCCCAUCCGUUGGAGGUCCCUGAAGCUUGGAGAUUUGUUUUUAGUAAACUUUUUCGCACUCGGGUUCGGAAUUGCGAAUUUGGCGCGCAGAGGCAUCAAACAAAUCCUCAAUUUUGCAUCCAAAAAGCCCACAUAUCAAACUACCUGUGCAAUUAAAACCCAUGAAAAUUUCUCAUCGGAAAAAAACCGACUUUAUUGAUUUGUAACAAUGUUGAACACACCUGAUGAAAACAAUAAAAACAUUUGGCAAUAUAAAAUGUCAGCGUGUGAAAAAUUCACAUCCAGUAUAUGAAAAAGUCAUCGCAAUCAAAAAUAAUAAUACAAAUCUAUUAAAAAAAAAUCAAACAUAUCCUAACGAAAUAAAAUAAAUUGAAAUCGAGUAUAGAUAUAUGUAUUAGCUGGAAAUAUUUGUGUGUGGUUUUAUAGAACGUGGCAAGGACGCGGGAAACAAAUAAUUCGACAUUUUUGGCAAUUGCAACUAAAAACCAAUCUAAAGUGGAGGAAACCUCAAACUAGUGAAUUGUGAACUAUCCAAAACAAAUUGACCCAAAUAAAUACGCACACGAACGGGUAAAAUAAACAAAAAUGGAACGCAAACACUGGAGUUGCUUUGUGGCCAUUGUGCUGGGCGUGCUAAUAUUCAAAAUGCACAUAUUUGGUGCUGUAGGAGAUCCGGACGAGGAUAUACCACACAAUGAGGUUCGCAACUGGGCCUUGAAGUUCGGUGUCGACCUAUGGGAGUUUGGACGUCAAUUUACGAAAAUGAACGAAAUCAAAAAUCGUUUCAAGGACAGCGACAUCGAAGUGAAACGCAAGGAUGGGAUUAUCCUGCUCCGAGAAUUGGCCGCUGAGGUGAAGAACUUUAUGGAUUUUAAGCGGAAUGCUGUCAUGCGCCUGAUGGACUCCGCCGAACAGGCGGCCCUCUCCGAGCUGGAGGGCCAGGGACAGGGGGAGUCACCCUCGGGCAAUCAACAGCACUACGAUGCCCGGCGGAUUAACGAGUACAACGCCGACGGCAAGCUGGCGGACGGAGCCCGGCACAUGGACAUCCGGUUCAUGCGGCGCUUCGAGCGCCUGCCAGUCAAUCUCAGUCUAAGUUCGAUUCUGGUGCCCCACGGUGUCGAUCUGGACGAGGCGGCGGACGUGAAGUCGGCGCUGCAGUGGAGCGCCCACUUGGACCCGCUCUUCCAGAACAACUUAGAGCAAGAUCCGGCACUAUCCUGGCAAUAUUUCGGCUCGUCCACGGGCUUCCUGCGCCGCUUUCCGGGCACUGCCUGGCCCCCGGAGGGUUCCAAGGGCAGCAAACUAAUCCAUGACUUCCGCACCCACAAUUGGUUCGUGCAGGCAGCCUCAUCGCCCAAGGAUAUUAUGAUUCUUUUGGAUGCCUCUUCGAGUAUGUCUGAGAAGUCCUUUGACCUUGGCAUGGCAACUGCUUUCAAUAUCUUGGAUACUCUUGGCGAAGACGAUUUCGUGAACCUCAUCACCUUCUCGGAGGUGGUGAAGACUCCGGUUCCGUGUUUCAAGGAUCGCAUGGUUCGGGCCACGCCCGACAACAUCCAGGAGAUAAAGUCCGCGGUUAAGGCCAUCAAGUUGCAGGACACGGCCAACUUUACGGCGGGACUGGAGUAUGCAUUCAGUUUGCUGCAUAAGUAUAACCAAUCAGGAGUUGGGAGCCAGUGCAACCAGGCUAUCAUGCUAAUUACAGAGAGCACCUCGGAGUCACACAAGGAUGUGAUCAAGCAGUACAACUGGCCACACAUGCCUGUCCGGAUUUUCACAUACCUGAUUGGAAGUGACUCCGGCAGCAGGAGCAACUUACACGACAUGGCGUGCUCCAACAAGGGAUUCUUUGUGCAGAUCAACGACUACGAGGAGGCCCGCCGCAAAGUAAUCGACUAUGCACUGGUGAUGGCCCGUCCGAUGAUCAUGUACCAGGCGGAUCAUCCGGUGCACUGGAGCCCGGUGUUUGUGGCCGGAAAAUCGGGCGGACUCGGCCGGGACUCAGAGUACCAGCGACGCCUGGUGACGACAGUUUCAACUCCGGUCUUCGAUAGACGGAACCAUUCGGUUCGCGUCGCCAAUCUGCUGGGUGUGGUGGGCACCGAUGUGCCCAUCGAGGAGAUCCGCAAGGUGAUCCCCCAGCACAAGCUAGGACCGAAUGGCUAUUCGUUUAUCGUCGAUAAUAAUGGGCGUGUGUUGUAUCACCCGGACUUGCGACCCUUGAGUGAUGGCAAUCAGUACAUUGAUCAGUUGAAGCCCAAGUAUGCCUCGGUCGAUAUCACGGAGUUGGAACUGCCGGAAACGGAAGUCGGAAACGAUCACGAGAUAGUGGAAAUGAACAAGAAUCUAUUGAAUGAGAUGCGUGGCGACAUGAUCCGACCCAAGGAGGGAGAAACGGAGUUCACCGUUCUGAAUCACUACGACGAGACCAAACGCGUCUCCACUCGUACCCAUCGCUAUUUCUAUGGACCCAUCGAGGACACACCCUUCACGCUGGCUAUUGUACUCCCGGAAAAAUACGGUAGCCAUGAGUUUGUCUCCCAGCAGGAAAUCCGGCAUUCCCGUAACAAUGUUACGGAAUACUUCAAGGGAGACAACUGGCGCGUACAUCCCGACUGGGUGUACUGCGAGUACAAUAGCGUAAGCGAUCUGGAGAAGGAGCGGGAGAGCUCCGGAGAAUACUCUUCGCGCGAUCAAGAGCCCAGCUUUGGGUCACCAGAAGAGCAGGUUCUGCACUUCCUGGCACGCGCCGGACGCCCUGGUUGGAAGUGGAUGUCGGUUCGACCCAAGUCACCGCAACCACACCACAAUAUGCACAGUGGCUCUAAUGGCAAUGCACCCGGCUCAAGCCACUUUGGAUCGCAGCACCUAAACUCUCAGGGAUCUCGCAAGGCUGAGCCCUAUUUCUGCGAUCGAACCCUUAUCCAGAGCUUAGUGCGCGAUGCCAUAGUAACCGAUGGACUCGACCGGAAUACCACAGGCACUUCUAAUGGCAAGGAAGACAAGCAUCCAAUCGCCACAUUGAUGGCAAUUUUAAAGAGGCAAGGGUAUCAAAAGUUUGUGGUGGCCACUUCUUUUGUGGGGACACGAUCAGGUCUUCUUCGCUGGAUUGAUCAUAUCAAGAGGCCCGAAGAUACCCCCGAACCUCACUUUAGCGAAGAUAAUGUACGGGCCAUGGACACUUCCUGGUAUAAACGUGCCAUCGACCAACAUACCGUGGAGCCUGACAGCUUCGUCUAUAGUGUCCCAUUCGGUUCUGGUUAUGCCAUCAAGUCCAAUGCCACCCUGGUUACGGCUUCCCAUGCCAUCUUCGUGGAGCACCGUGGCCACAAGGCUCCAGCCGCCGUUGUGGGUCUCCAGUUCCAGCAUGACUCGCUAGCCAAGCACUUUAUAAAUAUUACUUCCACGUGCACUGGAAUGACGGGAUGCAAAAGAACCUGCGCCUCAGACAAUCUUGACUGUUAUGUCCUAGACAAUAGUGGCUUCGUUAUAAUCUCCGAGGAGAUGGAACACACUGGCAAGUUCUUUGGCCAAAUAGACGGCACUAUUAUGGACUCCCUGGUCCAGGAUCGCAUCUACAAAAGGGUUACGGUUAAUGAUUACCAAGGAGUCUGCUCCGAUGCUGAUAAUCCUUACACUGCUGCUGGUGGCAUAAUGAAACCGAAUCGCAUCGCCUCCUGGUUCUUCAACCAUUUGGUGGCCUUGAGCGCUGCCUGGUUGGCCCUUAUGCCGAGUGCCCUACGAGCUUGGCCUCAGGAUGACUACACCUACGAUAACGAGGACGUAAUCUUUAUGGAAAACAACUAUUCAGAUGAAUACGAACCGGAAGAAAACGACUAUAACUUGCCAGUGGAUCAGGAAAUGGAUGAGUUCUUUACCACAGCCGAUGUGGAGUAUACGACGCCGCCACCAAGACAACACAAGCCUCAUGCAGGACCAAGAUUUGCGCCGGAUCCUCAGAAUGCUAGACGGUGCGACCUGCGAACGGAUCUCUACAUGCUCCAGCCAGAACGAUUAAUACAGGGUGGUCAAAAUAAUCCUCUAAAGGGAAAACUCACCAAUUGCCAUAUAUCGGGCUGCGAAAGGCCAUUCAGUGUUCAGAAGAUCCCACACAGCAAUCUCAUCCUGCUGGUGGUGGACACCUUGUGUCCCUGUGGGUCCAAGCAACUGGACAUUGAGCCAAUGGAGGAGUCUGGAAUCAUAGGAGCUUGUAGCACAAGGCGACAGGGCCAGGAACAGGAGUCGCGUCGAAGACCUAGGAAGUGCAUCAAUUACCAUCCGGAGGAGAUCGAGAUACAGCAGUGUGGGCGGGGCAGCACGCUUCUGCACAUGUCCGGGUCGGUGGUGGUGGCCCAUCUCCUGAUGGUGGUCGUGACCUAUGUACUGGCCAACGCGUGAUACGAGCACUAGAUUACUUUUGAGGAUUAGGUUUGGACUAUUUUUGUAUCACAGGAACAAGCGGAAGCACGCUUUGGCUUUUUGUUACUUGAUUUGCCAUGGAAGUGGAUGCUGUUAGCCACUUCUCAGCCACCAUUUUGCAUAGCCAAAUGGCCAAUGGGAAAAAUAUAAUAUUUUUCAUAGAUUCGGAAAAUCAAGCCAGCAAGCAACAGGUAACCAUUACAAAAAAAUAACACUAACGAGUUUAUAUGUUUGUAGACAAUAAUUUGCGGGAGAGGAAAAUUAAAAUUAGAAACAAUUAUAGCUAAACAUGAAUUCAGUGGGCAAUAAGCAAAAAAUAAUUAAAUGAUUUAGUCGAGAUAAAAAAAGAAACUUACUAGCGCGAGCUUUGUUUCCCGAUAUUCAAAAAAAGUGUUUAUUUCAUCCUAAUUACCGAAUAAGAAAUACAAAAUAAUGAGUGCAAAACUAAUUUAUCAAAUGUAAUAAUGAAGCAAAACUAUUCGACAGUUGGAUUCUGUAAAUAUUAUGAAUAUACAUUGAAUAUGAACAAAAUUCCUACCGAUAAUGAUUAGUUUUUUCCUGUUUUCUAUUGUACAACACAAGUAAGAACGACGGUUAAUUAUGCACUCAACUACGUACGCACAACUAUAAAGUAUUAUAUCAUUUUAAAGACAAACACAAACGAAUUCACUGAACAAAUGGAAGACUUGAACUACUCGACAGCAAUGUAAAAAUAGCAAAAGCACACAAAAAAAAAUAAGAAAAGAAAAACUAAGCCGAAAACAAUUAAUUAAAUAGAAAGUCCAUAUCAGAGACUAGAGGUUACUUCCAAAAAAUGAACAACUUAUUGGAAGCCUGCAUUCAAAACUGAAUUUAUGAUUAGUUUCAAUGCAAGCAAAUAUAAGCAAGAAAUUAAGGGAAAAAAUAGUCAUUUAUUUUAUAUACAUUUUUAUAAAAAAAAGGAUGGAAUAAGAAGAAAAAAUAAAUUAGCUAUAAUUUUUAAUCCUUUCCAAAAUAUUAUUUUCGAUGUUUGUGUUGACCACAUUGGAAUUAACAUAUCGAUCGAUGUUUCAAAAAUAUCUUAUUUUAUUUUCUCCUAAAACAACCCAACCUUUUUCCAAAAUCUUAAGCAAAAACAAAAUUACUUGAAACACUUACAUAUUCACGAUUAAACUCACUCAUUAACACUGAAAAAACGCAUAGCAUACACAUUCAUACAUAAAUAUAUAAAAAAAGAAUAUUUUCUGUGUCUUAAACUUGUAUAAAAAAUGUCUUCCAUUAAAAUACUUAACGAAAAAAGAAAUCCAAACAAAGUAAAACAAUUUAUUAAUCAAUAACUACUUAUUAACUUAAACUAAAAUACGAUUAUAUAAGGACAUAUAUAUACUAAAAACAUUUAACUCGAAAACGUCAUUACCCAAAACAUUAAACAUUAAAAAAAAAGAAACUUUCGCUCUCAGCCGAAUAAACAGCUAUAAGCUGGAAUGGAAAGAGCCAAACGAAAAUGGCAUUAGAACACCCAUAGAAUCUUAGAUAAUGUAGUUAGUUAGGGCUGAUAGUUUCGGCAAGGUCAGCAAAGGCGAGGCAGGCGAGGAAUCCAUACAAGCAUUAGAAAAAAUAUUAGCAGAAUACUUAAUAUAAAUAUGUAAUAAACCAAAAACCUAAUAUUCAAUUGUAAGUCAUUAACUCAUAAGAGCUGUUUGUUACCAAUGUCGAUGAUGAUUACUGAGUAUGGGUGUUUGGUGUGUGCCGGGGUGCAUGUCUGGGAUGGUUUUUGGGUGUGUGCAUGGCUGGGGCAUCGACUGACAUUUUGUGGCAUGGGUGAGGAUGUGAGAAAGUGUGUUAUGAGGCAGUUGCAAUGGAUAUAUACCUGGUAGGCCGUAGAAGGCAGAAAACAGAAUAAACCUACAAUUACAUACGAUCACGAUCAACCAUUUCCUCUCAAUCUCUUUCUCUAUCUCGGUCACAUUCUCACUCGAGCAACAAAAACCAAUUCAUUCGAAAACAUAAUUCAAUUUUUUCAAAACAACAACAAUUUCCAUAUCAAUAUCAAGUUUUGAAAAUAAAGUAAACCUUUUUACGAAAAAAUCGUAAGAUUAUGAUAAUGUUCUGCCACAUUUUCUAUGUUUGUUUAUUUUUAUAGGAGAAUCGAAAUGUUUGUAUGUGUAGUCCACAAUUUUCUAAAGGCAUAUAAAUAUAAUGAAUAAAAAAAGAUGGAACGUAAUAUUUAUUGGUCUUAAUGGAAAAUGAAAACAAAAAAAAACAAUAUGAAUUACAAAAUAAAACUACAAUUAUUGAAUUACGAAUUAAAUACAAUUUUUGACAAUGCGAUUUUUGCUUUUUGGAAAUCGUGCUUUUUGCUAAAGAUAAAACAAAAACCAAAAUCAACUAUAAUUAUAAUAUACAACACUUUUGCUCUCUAUAAACCCUAUAUACAAGCAACUUUCUAUAUGGAAAAAUUUAUAUAAAGCAAUCCAAAACCCCAAAAAAAUGGUCAUAAUUAUAUAGCACAAGCAAAGCGAUCUACAAUAUCAAUGAAUUAAAAUCUUUCUCCAAAUAUUUACGAUGAGACUAGACGAAAUAAAAUUUCCUAAUUUGCUGCCGUUUACUUUGAUAAUUUUCUUAACUUUUAAUUGCCGCAUUCAGUGUUUAAAUUAAAUUAAGACCGAAAACUGAAAACCGAAAAUGAUGAUAAUUGCAACGGAAUGGCAACUACGCAUACAUUCAUGUAAAAUUAAAAACCAGUUAAUACUGACUAAAGGCGUUAUUUGGUACUUAAAUCAUUCUAUCAACUAAUAUUCGAGGUUCAUAAAUUCUGUUAUUGUUGUCGAAGGCAUUAAACUAAGAAACGAAAACUCAACAAAACCAAAACCAUUUUUAAAUUGUGAACAAAAAAUUGUUGUUUAAUUGAAUUUGUCAUUAUGAGAUUUGAAAAUAUAAAUGUUUAAAGCAAAACCGAAACCGUAAUACAUAUAAAUAUGUACACAUGUGUAAUUCAUAUAUAUAUCUGUAUAUCUCUGAGUCCCGAAAAAAAACAAGGCGUAAAAUAAAUAACGAAAUUGUUCGAAAAGCUUCAAACUUGGAUAGAAAAAAGACAAAUAUUUUGGGUUUAAAACAAAAAACACUGACGAAAAGGCUCACAGGACACAACACCACACAUCAGCACACACAUACAUAUAUGUUAUUUUGUAUGAAAAAUCUACAAAGAAUUUCACCUAAUAGUUUAAAACAUAUGAAAACUAUUGACGAUUAGAAAAAGUAAAGAACAAAAAUCCACAUGUUUGCGAAAAGCCUAAGUGUUAAGGUAAAAUAAUGAAACCGCAUACAUGCAUAAAUUAAUUAUAAAUGAAUAUAAACUUGCUCAUUAUUCUAAUUAUAAACCGAAAAUUAUAAGUAACUGGUAAUACUUAAAUAAUUAAACCCAAGUUAAGAUUAAUACAACAUGAAACAGGAAGAAAACAG
Drosophila bipectinata is the source of this 8435-nucleotide messenger RNA. It is a transcript of the gene stol, whose product is annotated as voltage-dependent calcium channel subunit stolid. The record is from RefSeq and is a predicted model, not a curated record. Gene Ontology annotation, molecular function: voltage-gated calcium channel activity. Gene Ontology annotation, cellular component: voltage-gated calcium channel complex. NCBI's taxonomy places the organism in Eukaryota, Metazoa, Arthropoda, Insecta, Diptera, Drosophilidae.